CCUGGACUUCGUCAACGUCCAAGCUUUUGUUUCAUUCAUUAUUUUCUAUUUUUCAACCAAUCAGCGCAUAGCACUGUCUAUCUGCCCUACCCUGACGCGGCUUGCCAAACCUAUCCAAAUUAACCAAAGGGGGGCAGCUGGAACACGCAAAUGAAUUAUUCCGCCUGUAUUGCCUUUAUAAAUUCCCAUCCUCUUCACAAUUUAGGAUGGUCGCAAUUCCACCAUGUACUCCUUGAGGCAAUUUUUGGUUCUUUUCAUUGCCUAUCAUGGUGCCUAUGUCGAAGCGCUUCCUACGCAGGGGGUGCAAGCCGCGCCACCAAGCGAAUUCACAGCAAACCCUUCCAUCGGGGGAGGAGGAAGUCAAUACAAGGACUCGGCACAUUUCCGCGUCUACGGUGUAUCCAGCUCUACCGCUGACCAAACACUUAAAGUAAUGGAAGCAGCACAUCAAUGCUUUGUCGAGACACUUGGCUGGCGCACACCCGGACUGUCAUACAAAAGCGACAGCGGUGCUUAUUACAAGGAAAAUAUUUACCGUGUUGAUGCGAGUAGUAUGCCUGGUGCCGCUGCACAGACUUGGACCGAUGCAACUGCGGGAUUGGCGUAUUUGAAGGUUGUGGAACAGUAUAUGACAACGCCAGGGGUGAUUGUGCAUGAGUACGGGCAUGCAAUGACGUAUUCAGAGAAGAAUUGGAUUGAUCAGACAAGAACCGGCGCCUGGUGGGAGACUAUUGCUAACUUUAUUGCUGACACCUAUGUCUCCACUCCUGUUUGCGAAACGGCCAAAGCAAAAUCUAGCCUCCCGAGCGGCGACAGCUUGAUCGAGCUUAAAGAAGUCAUCGGCAACUCAUACAAAGUAAUCGUGGAUGGGACAUCGGGAUCCGGGAACUACUACCAAGCCUGGCCGUUCCUCUCUUAUAUCACCAACAAUCCAGACAACUAUUCCGGCCUGGGUUCUCAGGCUCUCCUCAACAUGAUACGGAAGUACAAACUCAAUAGUAAUGAGACGCCUUUGCACUCACUCGAGCGUCUUUUAUCCGGCGUGACUAUCCAACAAGUUGUAGGAAGAUACUGGGCGCGGAUGGCUUAUGUGGAUAUCGGGCAUUCAAAAGCGCAGCAAAUGUUCAGUUCUCAAAAGAAGAGCUUGACAUAUGCAAACUUGGAUUCGAAUGGGAACGGGAAGUAUACUGUGAAGUCUGCUCGACAACCUCGGUAUAUGGGAUCCAACAUUAUCCCUCUGAAAGCGACGAGUUCGACGAUUAACGCUUCUGUCACAGCAAGUGGAGCAUUUACAGCAAGCCUUGUGGUCAAGGCAUCAAGCGGAACGUUCCGGUAUGUGGACUUGGUGAAUGGAAGCGGGAGUGUGACGAUUGCGAGUGGAGAGGAGGCGAGUUUAGUGGUAGCGAACACUCCGUCGUUAGUGCAGUAUGAUCCUUUUUCGAUUCCGGCGGAUGUAAACAAAGGAUUGAGCUAUUCGAUUCAAAUUUCCGGGGCUACGGCCUAGGAAAGAGUUAGAUACACCCUUGUUACUAUUCUUGGAAUACCAUUUUCCCGUUUGAAAUCAAUUUGCAUGCCGUAGAUAGCUAGGCAGCAAACAU
Messenger RNA from Lindgomyces ingoldianus, 1598 nucleotides. RefSeq lists its product as uncharacterized. Bases 224 to 1504 code for a protein of 426 amino acids. The transcript has 2 exons. NCBI's taxonomy places the organism in Eukaryota, Fungi, Ascomycota, Dothideomycetes, Pleosporales, Lindgomycetaceae. The record is from RefSeq and is a predicted model, not a curated record.